UAAAAUCCAAGUUAUUUUGAACCUUGGAAUCAUCUCAUCCUCUCGAGUAUUAUUCAUGAAUUACCCUUGGAACCAUAUGUAAAUCUUUGGUGAAGUCAGAAAAACCUUUGCUGCUAAAUGCUAUAUUCCUUAAGUUUUUUUUAAACCCAAAUUACUCUGUUAUAGUAAGCAUAAUAAAACAUUGGAUGGGUGGUAAUUUAUUCACCUGAGAAAUGAAUCAAAGAGUUGCCCUAGGUUGUAAUGUUUCUUUGUCGGUGUAUGUUUAAUUUCUGAAAAUUUGUUCAAAAUUUUCAGAUAAUUUGAGUAUCUAUAUCCGAGUCUCAUGCUCCACUCUGAAUCAGUAAAUUUGCCAUUCUGUACUAAUGUCACUCUGGUUGUUAUGGAUACUGUUUGGAACGGCUGUAGUUACUACUUAGUCCGAUUAUAGAGUAUUAUUUUGCCCUAUGUUGUUUAACAGAGCUAAACAGAAUGACAGCCAUCAUCUUAGGAAAAUACAAGUCGUCUGUCAUGGUCCGGGGAGCUGUGAAUCUGCUAGAAUUUGACUGAAUAUGGUGGUGCGGGCAGCAAUAAGGCUGCUCUUCACUCUCAUCGUUGUUGGAAUUUGUAUGAUGUGGAUCAUGGUACCAACAAGCACUUACAGGCAAAAAUGGAGGACAAGAAUCUCCGAAAAGGUCGUUUCGACAUAUUUUGGAACACAAGGUUCCAAUAUGCUGAUUUGGACUUUCCCUGUCCUCUUCGUUGCUACUUUGGGCUCUUUGUACCUUCACUUGGGAAAGAACUUGAAUGAAAAUGUUUUACAAAGCAAUGACAAAACACAUCGGCUGGCGUUAUGGAAGAUGCCCAUGUUGGUGAAAGGUCCUCUUGGGAUUGUUUCAAGGAUAGAGUUAGCCUUCUUGACCACGUUUAUUGCACUCCUGAUUUGGUCACUCGGAACUUAUUUACACAACGGGUUACCUACCAUUACUCCAAAAGUAGCAGCAAAAAAUGGAGUCGAAGUAUGGCAAGCAAAGUUAAACGAUGUGGCUUUGUGGAUAGGCUUUGUUGGGAACAUAUGCCUAGCGUUUCUGUUCUACCCUGUGGCUCGUGGCUCAUCGGUGCUGCCACUGUUGGGUUUAACCUCGGAGGGCAGCAUCAAGUACCACAUAUGGCUCGGCCACAUGACCAUGGUUCUUUUCACAAGUCAUGGAAUUUGCUACAUCAUUUAUUGGGCUGUUACAGGCCACAUAUCUGAGAUGAUAAAAUGGAGUUAUUCAGAUAUUUCGAAUGUAGCUGGAGAGAUAUCAUUGCUGGGUGGCUUAGUCUUGUGGGCAGCAACCUUUCCUAAAAUCAGGCGAAAAACGUUUGAGCUUUUCUUUUAUACACAUUACCUCUACAUUAUCUUUGUAUUGUUCUUCAUACUCCAUGUUGGCAUCGGUUACUCCUUCAUUAUGCUUCCUGGAUUUUACCUCUUCAUCAUUGAUCGUUUCCUGAGAUUCUUGCAAUCUCGAAGGAGUGUUCGUUUACUUUCUGCUCGAGUUUUACCCUGUGCUACUCUGGAACUCAAUUUCGCCAAAAGCACUGGUUUGAGCUAUAAUCCGACAAGUAUCACGUUCGUGAAUGUGCCUAGCAUUUCUAAGCUGCAAUGGCAUCCAUUUACAAUCAGUUCAAGUAGUAGAUUGGAGCCAGAUAAACUCAGUGUGAUCAUUAAAAGUGAAGGAAGCUGGUCGACCAAGCUCAACCAGAUGCUUUCGUCUUCUUCAAUUGAUCGUCUUGAUGUCUCUAUUGAAGGACCUUAUGGACCUGCAUCAAACCAUUUCCUAAGGCACGACACGCUUGUGAUGGUGAGUGGAGGAAGUGGAAUUACUCCUUUUAUAUCCAUAAUCAGAGAGCUCAUCUUCAGUAGCAAAACAUCUCAAAGCAAGACACCGAAUAUGAUCCUAAUUGCUGCUUUCAAGAGCUCUUCGGACCUCACUAUGCUAGACCUCCUCCUACCAAUGACCGGUUCUCCGUCUGAACUUUCUAAUCUGCAGCUUCAAAUCGAAGCUUAUGUAACAAGGGAGAAAGAACCAACAACUGAUAACUCAAAACGAAUUCGUUCCAUGUGGUUCAAGCCCCAUCAAACAGAUACACCUAUGGCUGCCAUUUUAGGCCCCAACAGCUGGCUCUGGCUUGGUGCCAUAAUAUCAUCUUCAUUCAUCAUUUUCCUUAUCUUAGUUGGGAUCAUCAGUCGCUUCUAUAUUUAUCCAAUUGAUCACAAUAAAAAUGAAUUCUCAACCUCUAAAAAGGCUGUGCUGAACCUUUUAGCUAUAUUUAUCUCCAUAGCCGCAACAGCUAGUGCGGCAGUUCUUUGGAACAAGAGAUGGUAUGCCAAGGAAGCAAAGCAGAUACAAAGCAUGGUAGGACAAACCCCAGAAACAGAAUUGGAAAGCCUCCCCCACCAGUCUCUUGCAGAAGCUACCAAAAUUCACUAUGGAGAGAGACCCGACAUAAAGAGAAUGCUAUUUGAAUGUAAAGGAUCGAGCAUUGGGGUACUCGUUUGCGGUCCAAAGAAAUUGGGGCAUGAUGUUGCAGCAAUCUGUUCAUCUGGUAUGGCAGAUAAUCUGCAUUUUGAGUCUAUCAGUUUCAGCUGGUGAACACUGCUUUGAAACCAAUUGUUGAAUAGCAUGCAGUGGCUGAAUGGUUUGUUUUAGGAAGAUUUGUGGUGUAUGUAUGGGUUUCUUUCUAGUUCGUAAAUUGCUUUCAUGCAAAUUUUCUUUCUGUAUAAUAGUAUGGUUGUCUUAAUUCUCUCAUCUUCACCUUGUCAAAUGCACCAAAAGGAAAAGUGGGUAACACAAUAUUAUAUGUUUACUCUGGUCCCUAAGGAAAAGGCCGAAUUACGGUAUCUGA
Durio zibethinus is the source of this 2865-nucleotide messenger RNA. RefSeq names its product ferric reduction oxidase 2-like. Gene Ontology annotation, molecular function: ferric-chelate reductase activity. Gene Ontology annotation, cellular component: plasma membrane. NCBI's taxonomy places the organism in Eukaryota, Viridiplantae, Streptophyta, Magnoliopsida, Malvales, Malvaceae. The record is from RefSeq and is a predicted model, not a curated record.